Messenger RNA from Erinaceus europaeus (western European hedgehog), 1577 nucleotides. RefSeq names its product sphingosine-1-phosphate phosphatase 2 (gene SGPP2). Gene Ontology annotation, molecular function: sphingosine-1-phosphate phosphatase activity. Gene Ontology annotation, cellular component: endoplasmic reticulum membrane. Bases 209 to 1381 code for a protein of 390 amino acids. The record is from RefSeq and is a predicted model, not a curated record. The transcript is spliced from 5 exons. Gene Ontology annotation, biological process: sphingosine metabolic process; phospholipid dephosphorylation. NCBI's taxonomy places the organism in Eukaryota, Metazoa, Chordata, Mammalia, Eulipotyphla, Erinaceidae.
UCUCCAGCGCGGGCCGGGAGGUGGGCGAGGCGCGAAGGAGGCACCGCGCCCGGGGUGCGGGGCGGAGGGCGGCACCCCGGACGCGCGGGGCCCGGCGCUAGGACCCGAGCGCUGCACCUGUUGGCGCCGGCUUGCCCGCCCGCCCUCAGCCCAGCCCAGCCCGCCGGUGCCUGGCCGAGCGCAGAGCCCAGAGCCACUGGGCAGCGCCAUGGCCCAGCUGGUGCGGAGCCUGCGGGACUCGCGGCUCGUCGCCCGCUUCCAGCGCCGCUGCGGGCUCUUCCCCGCGCCCCAGGCGGGUCCGCAGGAGCAGGGCGCAUCCAGGCCCCCCCGCGCCGGCCCCGACAAAGGCGGCAGCCGGGGGCCCCCCAACGGGCUGCGGAGAAGCUGGGCGUCGCAGGCUAAUGUGCAGGAGGAGUACAUUGUGAAGAAUUAUUUCUACUACUACCUAUUCAGAUUUUCAGCUGCUCUGGGUCAAGAGGUGUUCUACAUCACAUUUCUCCCAUUCACUCACUGGAAUGUUGAUCCUUAUUUAUCCAGAAGACUGGUCAUCAUUUGGGUCUUGGUGAUGUAUAUUGGCCAAGUGGCCAAGGAUAUCCUGAAGUGGCCCCGGCCUGUCUCCCCUCCCGUGGUGAGACUGGAGAAGAGAGUGAUGGCUGAAUUUGGGAUGCCUUCCACCCACGCCAUGGCAGCCACCGCCAUCUCCUUCACUCUCCUCAUCUCCACCAUCAACAGGUACCAGUAUCCGUUUGUUUUGGGACUGAUGAUGGCUGUGGUGUUCUCCACCUUGGUCUGCCUCAGCAGGCUUUACACAGGGAUGCACACGGUUCUGGACGUGCUGGGUGGCGUCCUCAUCACCGCGACCCUCAUCGCCAUCACCUACCCCGCCUGGCCUCUCAUCGACAGCCUGCACUCAGCCAGCCCCGUGUUGCCCGUGUGUGUCAUCGUGGUCCCCUUCCUCCUGUGCUACCACUACCCCGUGUCGGAUGCCUACACUCCUACCCGCGCGGACACCACCACCAUUCUGGCCGCCGGGGCCGGGGUCACCCUGGGCUUGUGGAUCAACCACUUCUUCCAGCUGGUGGCCGAGCCGGCCCAGUCUCUCCCCGCUCUGCGGAGCAUCCCGCCGCUGACCAGGGCCUUGGUGCUGCAGGGCCUGGCCAAGUUCACGGUGGGCCUUCUGCUGGUGCUGCUGGUGAGGCUGCUGGUGCAGAAGCUGUCGCUGCAGGUGCUGUUCUCGUGGUUCAAGGUGGUGGUCCGGAACAAGGAGGCCAGGCGGCGGCUGGAGAUCGAGGUGCCCUACAAGUUUGUCACCUACACGUCCGUGGGCAUCUGUGCCACCACCUUUGUGCCUUUGCUGCACCGGGUUUUGGGUUUGCUCUGAGUACCCGGGGUUGGAUGUCAACACACAAGAUGUGAGAGAGAGGCCCCUCUAGAAAGCUCAUUGCUCAUUAGAAACAACGACGACUAGGGGAGCUGCGAGGUAGCGCAGCGGAUUAAGUGCACCUGGCGCAAAGCACAAGGACCGGCAUAAGGAUCCCGGUUCGAGCCCCCGGCUCCCCACCUGCUGGGGAGUCGCU